GCCGGUGUGAGAGGGAGCCCCCGGGAGUUACUGGAGAUGGUCCAGACGUAGAUAAUAACCAGGGAAGCGGCGACCGACUCCCAGUACGUGGUGCGAAGCAACGACCGACUCCCUGUCCUUGGGAGUGUGGUGCGAAGCAGUGACCGACUCCCCGUCCUGUCCUUGGGAGUGUGGUGCGAAGCAGUGACCGACUCCCCGUCCUUGGGAGUGUGGUGGGAAGCAGUGACUGACUCCCCAUCCUUGGGAGUGUGGUGGGAAGCAGUGACCGACUCCCCGUCCUUGGGAGUGUGGUGCGAAGCAACGACCGACUCCCUGUCCUUGGGAGUGUGGUGUGAAGCAACGACCGACUCCCCAUCCUUGGGAGUGUGGUGGGAAGCAGUGACUGACUCCCUGUCCUUGGGAGUGUGGUGCGAAGCAGCCACCGACUCGCCGUCCUUGGGAGUGUGGUGCGAAGCAACGACCGACUCCCUGUCCUUGGGAGUGUGGUGGGAAGCAGUGACUGACUCCCCGUCCUUGGGAGUGUGGUGCGAAGCAGCGACUGACUCCCCGUCCUUGGGAGUGUGGUGGGAAGCAGCGACCGACUCCCCGUCCUUGGGAGUGUGGUGCAAAGCAGCGACCGGCUCCCUGUCCUUGGGAGUGUGGUGCUAAGCAGCGACCGACUCCCCGUCCUUGGGAGUGUGGUGCUAAGCAGCGACCGACUCCCUGUCCUUGGGAGUAUGGUGCGAAGCAGCGACCGACUCCCCGUCCUUGGGAGUGUGGUGCGAAGCAGCGACCGACUCCCUGUCCUUGGGAGUGUGUUGUGAAGCAGUGACCGACUACCCGUCCUUGGGAUUGUGGGGCGAAGCAGUGACCGACUCCCUGUCCUUGGGAGUGUGGUGCUAAAGCAGUGACUGAUUCCCUGUCCUUGGAAGUGUGGUGCGAAGCAGCGACUGACUCCUUGUCCUUGGGAACGUGGUGCUCUCUUAUUUGUGAUCCUGCCGAAACACCGCAUUUGGUGUACAGUUAGGAUAGAAGUGAACAAGAACUGCAGUGGUUUUGUAACCUGUCUCCUUAUUAUAAAACAUGUUUAUUAUAGAAAAUGUAAAUAAGCGAAAUAGAAAAUAGCAAAGUGUUAUAAAAAUAAAAAAGAAAGUCAAAUAUAGAAGUCCUCCAGUUCAGAGAUUACCACUGUUUUGAGAUACGUACAUUUAGCCUUUAUUCAUAGAAAAUUUACUUUAAAAUGAGGUUCUGUUAUACAUACUGUUGAAACCUCCUUUUUCACUGAAUUAAAGUUAAUUUAGUUUUGAGAUUUUGGCUGCAUUCUUUGAAAUAACUGGCUGUUCCUUCAGGUAGCCUAAGGCUUGGGAGCGGAUAGUCUAGUGAUUAAAAAUUCCUGAAGGACUGAGGAAAAUGUAAAACAUCUUCAGCUUUACUGUUAACAGGAAAAAAAAAAAUCUGUUAAUAGAAAAGAGAACUUCUAGUUCAAGUAUUUUGUUAUCCAGCAUCCUGUCUGCUGGAUUCUUUAAAUUUUCUUUCUGUGAAUCUGUUUUACAAGAAUAGUAUGUAUUCGUGGUGACAAAGAAAGCAUUUGUGUAAGAUCCUGAAAUCAUUUCUGAAGUGGACUUUUUAAAAACCUGUUUAAUGUAGGGAUAAUGUUAUGUGAGCUUGUUCUCUGUAUUUCUUUGAAAGUUAUGGUAACUGUUAAGGGAAUAUCCGAGGAACUAGACUGUCCUUGUCCCUACUGUAUUGGCUCUCUGGAUCUUAUGCCCUUCCUUACACAGAAAAUGAUGAGCUGAAACCACCAUCCUCUGGUAGUAGGUGCUCCGAGGCUUACCUUUGAAGCUCCAGAGUGCCUUACAGGUUGCUUUGGCGGAUCUCAUCAUCAUCAAUAAGACAGACUUGGUUCCAGAAGAAGAUUUAAGCCAAUUAAGGAUGACGAUUAGAUCAAUAAAUGGACUAGGAAAAAUUUUGGAGACACAAAGAUCAAGGGUCGACCUCUCUAAUGUGUUAGACCUUCAUGCCUUUGACAGUCUCUCAGGAAUAAGUUUACAGAAAAAACUUCAGCAUGUAUCAGCCACCCAGCCUCACCUUGAUCAGAAUAUUAUUACAGUCACAUUUGAAGUACCGGGAAAUGCAAAGGAAGAAAGUCUAAAUGUGUUUAUUCAGAAUCUGCUGUGGGAGAAGAACGUGAGAAACAAGGAUGGUCACUGCAUGGAGGUCGUCCGAUUGAAGGGGCUGGUGUCCAUCAGAGACAGAGCACAGCAAGUGAUCGUCCAGGGUGUGCAUGAGCUCUAUGACCUGGAGGAGACCCCUGUGAGCUGGGACGAUGACACCCAGAGGACAAACAGAUUGGUCUUUAUUGGCAAGAACUUAGAUAAGGAUAUCCUUAGACAACUAUUUAUGGCCAUGGUGACAGAGACAGGAAAGCAGCAGACAACACACUGCAAGGAAGGUCGAGCUUGUCCAUAACAGAAGCUUUUCUUACUGAAAGAAUCAGGUGAUAAUAAACAGGAAUGCAUUUCCUACUGGAUGUCCUUCAGGGUCCUGUUUCUUGGCAGUACUUACUUACGUUAUGAAUCCAACGUGUUAUUUUAGGUAUUUAUUUUGUAGACUACACCACAUACUGUCAGUCAGUACUGUGAAACAUUUGACCUUCAUGUGGUGAAAUGUAACAUCUUCGGAAGUGUUUUUUGUUGGUUUUAAGACAGGUGGUUCACAAAAAUUGUCUUCCAGAAUUGACUUUGCAGUCCACGUAAUGCCGAAUCACUCACCUGUGCGAGUUAUUUGUAAUAAUAAUGAUAAAACUCACCUGAACGUUGUCUUUUUCACUUAGAACUUGAGCUGACUGCAUAGAUAUAAUGAUUGUAAGGUUAUUAAUAAAAUCUUUUAAAACAAUUAAA
This is a messenger RNA of Loxodonta africana (African savanna elephant), 2879 nucleotides long. It is a transcript of the gene ZNG1A, whose product is annotated as Zn regulated GTPase metalloprotein activator 1A. The record is from RefSeq and is a predicted model, not a curated record. The transcript is spliced from 9 exons. Gene Ontology annotation, cellular component: cytoplasm. Bases 1912 to 2448 code for a protein of 178 amino acids. NCBI's taxonomy places the organism in Eukaryota, Metazoa, Chordata, Mammalia, Proboscidea, Elephantidae.